AUGUGUCGCGCACCCCUCGCACUGCGCCUGUGUCUUCUGUGCGCACUACUUCCCCUCUUCGUGCGCCCAGGAGGAAAGAGAAACUCCCCACAAAAGAUAUACCUAGUGAAGGCCAUUCAUAGGAAGGACAAUCGACCCCCGAACAGGCGGAUACACCUUCUAGCAGAACCUCCGCCAUCCCUCCAAACGUUUUACCACCCCCAUAAUAGAGGUAACAGAACCAAACUGUUUUACCUAUCCCCAGCCACGAAGAAGUUUGGAAAACUACGCAUUGUAUUGAGAAGGGUACGUUGCAAUGAUACGGAAGCAUCCAAAAAAGAGAGUCAGGUGAAGGAGGGCGUGAACCUCCCUAAAUCAGGCGUCCAAAUGGACGGGGAGAAAGACGCUCUAAAAGGAUCCUCCAAUAGGGCGAAUUGCACUGGAAAAAUGAACCCAUGCGAAAAGGAAGGAAGAAAAGAAGAUAGCAAAGAACAUAGCAAAGAACAUAGCAAAGAAGAGAGCAAAUCACUCCAAUCGGCAACCACCCCAAUGGACCAACCCAACUCCAUCGACUUUUACGUAACCCUAUACAAAGAUAAUCUCCUUAAGCGGCCAAGCAAAAUAAUGGAUAUGUCCCCCCCAAGGCAGAACGAACAAACGGAACGAAAAAAAAAAAAAAAAGAAGCCACCCUUGAUGAUAUCCUAUAUGGGGGCCUUCUAAAUAUUUACAAACCUGUAAAUACGUACUCAAUGAAAGUUUGCGAGAGGGUUAAAGGGGUUCUUAAGGAACACUUCAAACAUGUUUGCAAAAUGAAUUUAAACUUUAAGGUGGGACAUGGAGGGACAUUAGAUCCCUUCGCUGAGGGGGUUCUAGUUAUCGGUAUACAGAAAGGAACGAAAAAGCUCAGUGAUUUUUUAAAAUGCUACAAAAAGUAUUUGGCUCUAGGUCUCUUCGGUUUGGAGACAGAUACCCUGGACCGGGAAGGCAAUGUAGUAAAGAUAAGCAACGAAAUGAUGAAAGGGAAAAUUCCCCAAACAGGUACCAACACUCAUGAUACACUUACAUUAAAAAAAAAUAUUAUUCACACAUUGAAUAGACUUAUUGGACAUGUGUACCAGACACCGCCACUCUACUCAGCCAAGCGAGUCCAUGGAAUGAGACUCUACGAAUACGCUCGAAAAAAAAUUCCAGUGCAUAUCAAACCAAGUAAAGUACAUAUACAGAAUUUAAAAUACUUAAACCAAGUGGACCUCCCCUUUUUUGACUUAGACAUAAAAUGCUCUGGCGGCACGUACAUACGAAGCCUCGUGCGCGACUUUGCACACGAACUAAACACGCAUGCCACGUUAAUUAAACUUAUUCGUAUUCAACAGGGCGAGCAAUUUCUAUAUGAGCACUCUUUACACUACGAUGACAUAAACAUGGAGAAUAUCAAGAGGCAUUUGAUUAAACUCUAG
Messenger RNA from Plasmodium knowlesi strain H, 1437 nucleotides. RefSeq names its product tRNA pseudouridine synthase, putative. The coding region runs from base 1 to 1437 and encodes 478 amino acids. The transcript has a single exon. Gene Ontology annotation, molecular function: pseudouridine synthase activity; RNA binding. Gene Ontology annotation, biological process: tRNA modification; mRNA pseudouridine synthesis. Gene Ontology annotation, cellular component: mitochondrion. NCBI's taxonomy places the organism in Eukaryota, Apicomplexa, Aconoidasida, Haemosporida, Plasmodiidae. The record is from RefSeq and is a predicted model, not a curated record.